Danaus plexippus (monarch butterfly) is the source of this 3145-nucleotide messenger RNA. RefSeq names its product shootin-1. Lineage: Eukaryota; Metazoa; Arthropoda; Insecta; Lepidoptera; Nymphalidae. The transcript is spliced from 10 exons. The record is from RefSeq and is a predicted model, not a curated record. The coding region runs from base 651 to 2405 and encodes 584 amino acids.
UCAUCCCACGCGUUGUCCUGAGUCCUGACGGACAUCGUUUUCUUAGACGGGUUGUACGUUCUUUGGAAACGUUAAAAUUAGAAUAUCCGUUAGUUUGUGGAUGAAAUUCAUUCAGUAAUAAGUUCGACGUGAUGCAAACGUGCUCUAAACUAGUGUUCGUGUGAAUAUAGAAUAAAAAAAAAAUACUUAAAUUGUGAUCACUCCGCUUCUGCUUUGGUUGUUCGGUUUGUGACCGAAUCCGAUAGUGUUUUAAAGUCAUAGGAGCUGGGGUCUGGAACGUCAACGGUCAAAACAAAGCAUAAACAUCAACUGUAAUGACUCACGGCGACGAUUUCAUUAUGAUAUCAGCACAACUGUACGUUACUAGUGACUGUUAGUCGUUAUACAACACUGCUGGCAUAUCGUCGUAUUCAAAAAUGAAUAAUAAUUCCUUAUUUAAUAUAUGUUUCCCGUUCAUCCAAGGCCGUAUUUGUGAUCGCGAGUGACACAGUUCAGCGGUGCGGUUUGCGUGUUUUCCUCAACGAACAAAGGGAUCGUCAGCUACGAGAACACGUCUCAACAUACCAGCCGUGAGGUCUACACACGUGAAUGCAUAUUAAAACGGGACGAUGGGACCGAACGCGAUUUUAUAAAGUAAUACGAAUGCAAAAAUGAUUAAAAGGAACGGUGAUAAUGUAUUUGCGAUCGCGGCGAACAAUCAGUGUCAAGGCGGCCGGAGUUCCGUCUCGCUCUUCCCCGGCGCGGCUACGAGGAUACCGCGGGCCACUGCCGCCAGGAUGACGCCGUCUGACGCGCACCAAAACACCAAGGAGGCCAACAUAGCUCUCUCAACUUACGUCGAGAAAUGGAAGACGAGAUACGAGGACUCCGAGAGGAAGCAUAAAGCCAACCUCCUCAAGUCCGAAAAAGCCAAACGUGAAUAUGACGAUCUUCUCCGUCGUUUCAACAUCGUCACCGAGGAGAGGAGACACUUGGAAGCCGAGCUGCAUGAUAGAGAGAAAGAGCUCAACAAGCUACGAGCUGUCUCCGAGAAGCUGUUCCGGGAGUACCAGCAGCUUAAGAACCAGCAUGAGAUCGAUUCAGGGGUUAUGCAAAAGGUGAUGCAACAAGCUGGAGAAUGGUACAAACAGAACAAGCAGCUGAAGAGGAAGAGCACGGCUCUCAUGAUGACUGCUGGGGCUGUGGACAUAGACCUGGACGCCACUGAUGCUGCUUCCGACUCCAGCAGUAAUGAGGAAGUGGAAUUCCUCAAGCGAACGGUCACGGAACUUAGCGAGCAGGUGGCUGCUCUACAGACAGACGCUAACGCUGCUCGCCUACAAGAGUUCGAAGCGCACGAGGCCACUGUACAACUCGCACAGGAACUUGAAGCCGAGAAGGAGAAGUGCGUGGCGCAAGAGAAACAGUUACACGAGCUCAGGAACCAACUGGAGAGACACAACAGAGUGUCCAAGCUGCUGAUGGACGAGAUGAGCGAGCUGAAGGAGAACGCGGACAAGGACAGGCAGAUGGCCGAGACAUAUAAAUCUGAAGCUCGGGAUGCGAAGAAACGUGUCAAGGUAUUGACGCAUCAGAGUGCACUGCUGAUGGGAGAGCUGGAGGUGGACGAGCGCCUGGGACUCCUGCUGGGGGAGGUGGACGCACUGAGAGACGCUCUGGAGCAGCAGACGGCUAGGCACAAGGACCAGGUGGAGGAAUUACAGCUGAAAAUAGCAGAAAAACACGAAGACACAGAUAUACUGCUCUGGGAAGAGAAAAUAAGACUUGCAGAGGAAGAUGCUCAGAAGGCUUUAGAACGAGCCGAGAAGGCAGAGAAGAAGCUAGCCGAAUUAGAAAGAAGAUUAGCGGAAGACAGGAAACCUAGGAAGUCCAACUUGAUGUCAAGAAUAAACUACUUUGAGACCGGAGGAGAAAAGAAAGAAGACGUGAAGCCAGUCAAAGAAGUUGUGAAAGAAAUUAAAAUGGAGCCUGUGGAACAAACUGAACAACCAUCACCCACUCCGCCAGCUACUCCUGCUCCCACUGCCCCCGCUCCCCCUCCUCCACCCACUCCCUGUCCUCCUCCACCUGCUCCCUCCCUACCUCCCCCUCCCCCUCCGCCCCCACCGCCGCCUCCUCCAGCUGUGUUCAAAGCAGUGUCCGUAGAGGACAUGGCGGACAUGCUGGCUACCAAAGGCGCCACCCUGAAGAAAACGAAACAGAAUGGAGGAGGUGCUAUAGAUGCUAUAGUGGAUCAAAUCAAAGGAGGCAAGUUCCAAUUGAAGUCUACAGACCAGAACUUCAUGGAGAAGAAGCCCAAGGAUGACCAGCCCGAGGCGGUGAAGGAGAUGUUACAGAUACUGGGAACACUGAGGAAGAGGAGGAACGUUAACAGACCAAAUAUUAUAAACGCAGAACACGAAUGAUUAGGACUCUAUGGAUUAUAAUAUGGAUGAUAUGAUAUGAUAAUGUCAUGAUACGAGGUCAGGAUGUCGGCGGUUGUCCUGCACUAUAUAGUAAUUCCAGUUUUCCUCUUUUCCAAUAAAGGAACUCAGAUGUUUCGGACUGAUACGUUUAAGGAUCUCCUGGAAAUGUUGUGUUUAAAAAGUAUUAUUAAAAUUUUUGAUUAUGCGAUUUUAUAUAAAUCCGGUACAGUAAUAUUUAUAUCAGAAAUAAACUAAGAGGUUUAAUGUAUUAUAAUACUGCCAAUUAUAUUUCUAUGUGUGAUAUACAUUUCUCGCCGUGCUAUGUGUACACUACCUUAUAAUAGCUUACUAGGUGACUCCGUGCCUUAGACGUGACUUAAUUUAGUUAAGAUCUGAAUUAUCUUUUGUAAUACCAAUAUUAAUUAUUUUUGUAAAACUCUUCGUUGUAUCUUAUUUUGUAGGUAAAUAUUAUUUUUAGAGAAAAAUUGCACAAUUUUUCCAACGUGUCAAUUAUAAAGUGUUGCCAUUGUAUUAAAAUGAAUAUAUUUUUAAAAUAUAAUUUUAAUUACAUAAUCUUAACGUUUUAAAGUUAUUAUAUAUAUUUUUAUAAGAAGAUCGGUUUGUUAGUUACCGUCGGUGCCAUUGAUGUUUCUAUGGUAUUAUGCAUUUUUUUACCAAGUUUUUUAUUAUUAUUAUUAUGAGCAUAAAUAUGAUAUAUGAAUAAAGUUAUACUGUGGAAA